Eruca vesicaria subsp. sativa (arugula) is the source of this 2014-nucleotide messenger RNA. Lineage: Eukaryota; Viridiplantae; Streptophyta; Magnoliopsida; Brassicales; Brassicaceae. The record is from the annotation of a GenBank genome assembly.
UCGAUUUCAUCUCACCUCUGACAAACGAAGAAGUUAAAGUCAAAAUCUCUUACAACAAUCUCUCAGAUUCGCCUUUAGUGUUUCUUCUUUCUGUCGGCAAUUUCUGGUAUGGGGGAGACGGGAAGACACAGAUGGUUUCCAUUUCACCACCACCGCUCAGCCUCCGCCACGUCUAUGCCACAACACAACCCCGGCGAAACUCCGACUGAAUUCCUCUGUCCAAUCACCGGCUUUCUAAUGUCGGAUCCCGUAGUCGUCGCAUCGGGUCAGACAUUUGAGCGUAUCUCCGUCCAAGUUUGUCGGAACCUCGGGUUUGCUCCGAAGCUCCACGACGGGAGUCAACCCGAUUUGUCAACUGUAAUCCCAAACCUCGCAAUGAAGUCAACAAUUCUCAGCUGGUGCAAAAGGAAGAAAGUGGAUCAUCCACGACCUCCUGACUACGCUUACGUCGAAGGUGUGGUUCGUACCCGUAUGGAUAAAGAACCCGGUACGGGUAACCGGGUCGCGAGAUCGGAGAUUUUGCCUCCCGUCGCUGAGAAUUCUCCGUCGGAUUACGACUCCGUCAUGGGAGCGAUUCGUUCUCGGUCGAGAAACUCGAUAUCGUCCUCUAAUUCGCUUCCGCUCCACCAUCCCCGACCCGUUAGUCACUCAGCGUUCUCAAUGUCAUCAGAACCGGAGAAUCCAAACCGGAUCCAAGGCUCAUUCUCUACCUCCGAUUACUCAUCUUACCCUCCAAUGUCACAAGAAGAAGAAGAGAUUUUCAACAAACUGAGAAGCGCCAACACAGUUGAUCACGAACAAGGUUUGAUUCUUCUCAGGAAGACUACAAGAACCAGCGAGAGCUCGAGGAUUUCGCUCUGUACGGACCAGAUCCUCUCCUUGCUCCGGUCUUUAAUCGUGUCUCGUUACAACAUCGUUCAGACAAACGCUGCCGCGUCUCUGGUCAACCUCUCGUUAGAGAAACCGAACAAGUUGAAGAUAGUUCGGUCUGGUUUCGUUCCCUUAUUAAUUGAUGUUUUGAAGUCAGGAUCAGCGGAGGCGCAAGAGCAUGUCAUCGGAGCUUUGUUCAGUUUAGCGGUUGAGGAAGAGAACAAGAUGGUGAUCGGAGUUCUCGGUGCGGUGGAGCCGCUGCUUCACGCUCUGAGAUCAUCAGAGAGCGAAAGAGCGCGUCAAGACGCAGCUCUUGCGCUUUACCACCUGUCGUUGAUACCGAACAACAGGACCAGGCUGGUCCGAGCUGGUGCGGUGCCGAUGAUGCUGUCGAUGGUGAGGUCAGGCGAAUCUGCGAGCAGGAUUCUUUUAUUGCUGUGUAACCUCGCGGCUUGUUCGGAAGGGAAAGGAGCGAUGCUUGAUGGAAACGGAGUGGCGAUACUUGUUGGGAAGCUUAGAGAAGGUGGAGCUGAUUCAGAGGCGGCGCGUGAGAAUUGCGUGGGGGCUUUGUUGACGCUGAGUGUUGGGAAUAUGAGGUUUAGGGGACUGGCCAGUGAGGCUGGAGCUGAGGAGAUUCUGACGGAGAUUGUGGAGAGUGAGAGUGGAAGUGAGAGGUUGAAGGAGAAGGCGGGGAAGAUUCUGCAGGCAAUGAGAGGCGGAGAGAGGGAGUUUGGAGAAGGUGCGGAGGCGCGUGAGUGGAACCGGAUGUUGGAAGCGAGUGGGCUAAGUCGUUCUCAGUUUCAAGGAGGGCAAAAGGAAGGUUUCGCUUAUUCUUCUCAAUUUUAACGUAAUUCAAACCCUUUUUUAAUUUCUUUUUUUUGGUACAAAUACUUUUUUCAAGGUUUUUUUUCACUCUUCACAUUUUUUUUUUCGUUUUACUAUGUAUACUGGGGAACAAAGGGAGUUGACAGUUAUUUUGGGAGUGAAUUUGUAAUAUUUGAUUUGUUUUUAACAAUGAAAACGACAACAAGGUAAAUGUGUGUUCGUUUGCUUGUAUUUCAUAUGUGAGGCCUAGUCGUAGAGGACUAAAACAAAAGUCGUCUCAAUUAUUGGUAGAUUUUUUUUCUUAUGAUAUAUCACACGG